Oryza sativa Japonica Group (Japanese rice) is the source of this 837-nucleotide messenger RNA. RefSeq lists its product as uncharacterized. The record is from RefSeq and is a predicted model, not a curated record. Gene Ontology annotation, biological process: regulation of cilium movement. NCBI's taxonomy places the organism in Eukaryota, Viridiplantae, Streptophyta, Magnoliopsida, Poales, Poaceae.
CAAUCAUGAUGACAUCAUCAUCCCACCAGAGCGGGGAAGGAAGAAGCUCCGCGAAGUCCGGCGCGGCGGCGAGCACGAGAUGGUGGUGCUCCACGUCAGGUGGGCUGCAGCCUCCUCCUCCUCCUCGCCGCCGCCACCGUCAUCGCCGGAGGAGGAAGAGAUGGAGUUCCUCCACGAGUGCGCCGCCUCCACCCCCGUCGAGGACGUGGCGGCCGCGCUCGCCGGCGUCGCGGCACUCCAGGCCCGCCUGCUCUCCCUCUGCCGCUCCCUUCGAGAGAGGGGCGCGGCGGCGGCAGCAGCGGCGGGUGAGGUCGAGAGGGCGGUGGCGGAGGCUGAAUCCUACGCCUCCAAGGAGCAAGUGCGGUACAACAGAUUCUUAUCCCCUCGUGCUCUAAGGGAGCAUAUCAAGAACAUCGAAAAGACAGCUGUUACCGCUCUACAGGAGUCUCCUGAAGCGUUGUGCCUGCAACAGAAAUCAUCAGGCGACAAGCUUGAGAAUGUUCAACUUUGGUGGGCUGGAAAAGAGCUGGCCAUGGGCAAGAAGUUAUGUGACUAUAUUGGUGUUAAUGACAAAACAAAGAUUAUCAUCAGGUUAAAGCAUGUUCCUCAAUCCUCAUGAGCUUUGAGUGUGCUUCAACUACCCUUCAUUGUUCCUGCAGAGUUAGUUUACUUUUGUUUUUGGGUAGUAUGCUAGUAGUAUGCAAGUUAUCCCCGUUGUAAAUUAUUAUUCAUCUUCUUCAGAAAACUCCUAUUUUUAUCUGUGCCAUUGAAAACCUGUAUAGACACCUUAACUGUAACAUUUUCUUUUGAUAUCUUAGUAUUCAAUUUUGUCUUCAA